This is a messenger RNA of Paramecium sonneborni, 1406 nucleotides long. The record is from the annotation of a GenBank genome assembly. NCBI's taxonomy places the organism in Eukaryota, Ciliophora, Oligohymenophorea, Peniculida, Parameciidae.
UUUUUUGAUGAGUGCACUCUUUGUUAAAUGCUUACAAUGUAAUUAAAAGCCUGCAACUAUCAAAUGUUAAUAAUGUAAAUCAGGAUAAAUUGUCAGAUUGUGUUAUAAUUGUGAUCAAAAAAUCCAUAAUAAAUAAGCGCCAAUUGAUCAAUAACAUAAAACAUCAAUCAUUCCUUAUUAAGGUAUGCUUAUAAAUCUGAUUAAAACUAGAGAUGUAUUCUAAAGCACCUCAAUCAUCAAGUGCAAUGAAUCUAGUGAAUAAAAAUGAUCAAGAAUUUUAAUCAAAAAAAUAAUAGUCCAACUAAUAAUAACAAUUAUCUAAAGUUCCUUUUGCAACUAAAUAGGAACCUACUUAAAAUGUUUAGAGACCUAUUUAAAAUAUUGUUAAAGUAGCUUAACAAUAACCAUAAAAAGAAAUUAAUUUUUCCAACUAAAGAUAAAAUAAUAAAGCAAAUGAAGAAUAUUAAAAUAGCUCUUAAAAAAAUUCGGUAUUUUGUUUAAUUAUAAUGUUAGGAUUAAAAAAAUUAAUCUCUUGUUAAAUAAUUAGAUGAAGAAAAAGAAUAGAGUUAGUAAUUAUAAAAAGAAUUAAAAAAAACAUAGGAUUAAUUAAAUUAAGUUUCUAGAGAAGCAGAAAAGAAGAUGUAAAUUAAUAUUAUAAUUUUAUAGAAAAUAAUCUCAAUAAGAUUUGGAGAAAAAGUUGAAUGAAUUGAAAAAAGAGAGCGAAGAAGAAAAGAAAAAAACAUAAAAUCUUACAUCUGAUGUUAAGAAGUUAAAAGAUUAGAUAAAAAAUGCAGAAGCAUAAACAUAAAAAAAAUUAGAUUAAUAAAAAAAAUAAUUUGAAAAACAAAUAUAGGAAUUGGAAUAAGUAAUUUUGGAGAAAUAAUAAUAAAUUGAUGAAAUAGCUUAAGAAUUUUAAAAUUAUAAUUUAGAAGAUAUCUAAGCUAAAAUGGAAGAGAUGGCAAAUGAUAUCAAUAUGAAAGAUUAAUUAAUAGAAUAAUUGUAAACUCAAUUAUAAAAUGGAGAAGGAAAUGAAAAAGUAGAUGAAAAUUAAGAUAAAGAGGAUAUCGUAUAAGAAAUUGAAUAGAAAGAUUAAGAAAUAAAAAAAUUAGAGGAGCUUAUAGAAAAUUUCAAAUAAUUAUAUUAACAUAUGUUAGAUGAGAAAUAAGUGAUAAUGGAAGAGAAUGAGAAAUUAGGGAAUGAAAAUAAUUAAUUUAGAGAGAUUUUCAGUGUAAUAAAUUGAUAAUUUAAUUUAGUAAAAUCUACAUUUAUUUGGGAUUGAUCCUAAUUAACUUGAAGAAGAAGGAGAAGGUGAUGGAGAAGGAGAAGGAUAUUAAUAAGAAGAAGGUAUAAAUUAAAUGUUAUUAGGCGAGAUAAUUGAGGAAGAUGAGACCUAUGAUACAUCUUGA